Molecule: messenger RNA, 2251 nt
Organism: Suricata suricatta (meerkat)
Lineage: Eukaryota; Metazoa; Chordata; Mammalia; Carnivora; Herpestidae
Gene: CDC25C
Product: cell division cycle 25C
Exons: 15
Coding region: 66-1604 (512 amino acids)
Biological process (GO): positive regulation of G2/MI transition of meiotic cell cycle; G2/M transition of mitotic cell cycle; positive regulation of G2/M transition of mitotic cell cycle
Cellular component (GO): cytoplasm; nucleus
Molecular function (GO): protein tyrosine phosphatase activity
Source: RefSeq, a predicted model, not a curated record
AAAAAAAAAAAAAGCCCCGCGUUUGCCUCUGGAUAAGUUAGGCUCCAAGGAAAAGGUCAAGCUGCAUGGAGCAAGUGGGAUUCAACUUUCAUGCCAAGGAGGCCAUGUCAGCGGAAUUGAUUUCAUCUGCAGGAGAGGAGGGACACCUUGGCUCAGGACCCAGUUUUAGGUCCAGUCGGAGGAAGAUACUAAACCUGCUCCUGGAGAGAGACACUUCCUUUACCACCUGUCCAGAUCUCCCUAGAACUCCAGUGAACAAACUCUUUGGCAAUUCUGCAAACCUAAGUGUUUUGUCUGGAGGAACCCCAAAAUGUUGCCUUGAUCUUUCAAAUCUUAGUAGUGGUGGGGAGAUGUCUGCCAAUCAGCUUACCAUUUCUGCAGACCUUGAUGAAACCGGUCACUUGGAAUCUAAAGGACCUCAGGACACACAUUUAGCUGGGAUGAAUCAUCACCAGCACCUUACAAAAUGCAGCCCAGCACAGCUGCUUUGUAGCACUCCAAAUGUUUUGGACUGUGGCAACAGGAAGAAAGUUGCACUGUGUAGCUCAUCCACAAAUAAAGAAAAUGAGAACAACACUUUGAAGUCCUCCAAGUGGUGGGAACCCAGGAGCCUGAAGUUUCAAAAGAGACCAGGGGGGCCUUACAUGUCUCCCCUUUCUCUACUGGACAAUGGAAACUUGGUGGAAAAAGAAAUGAAAUAUCUUGGCAGUCCCAUUACUAUACUUCCAAAAUUGGAUAAAAAUUCAGAACUAGGAGAACACGAGGCAGAGAUUUCAAAUGAAUUGAUGGAGUUUUCUCUGGAAGAUCAAGAAGAGACCAAGGCAUCUCUGAAUAGAAGCUCCUUGUAUCGCUCCCCUUCAUUGCCAGAGACUCUGAACAGGCCAAGACUGAGGCAGGUGGUGAAAUUCAAGGAGUAUUGUUCACGCCACAAAGAAUUCAGGAAGGGCUUAGGUCUAAAGAAGACAGUCUCUCUCUGUGAUGUUAAUAUCACUCAGAUGCUGGAGGAAGAAUCGAACCAGGGAUCUCUGAUUGGUGAUUUCUCCAAGGUGUGUGUGCUGCCAACCGUGUCAGGAAAAUACCAAGAUCUGAAGUACAUCAACCCAGAAACAGUGGCUGCCUUACUGUCAGGGAAGUUCCAGAGUCUGAUUGAGAAGUUUUAUAUCAUUGACUGCCGCUAUCCAUAUGAGUACCUGGGCGGACACAUCCAGGGAGCCUUAAAUUUGUACAGUCAGGAAGAACUAUAUAACUUCUUUUUGAAGAAGCCUAUUGUUCCUCUGGACGCCCAGAAAAGAAUAAUCAUCGUGUUCCACUGUGAAUUCUCCUCAGAAAGGGGUCCCCGAAUGUGCCGCACUCUGAGAGAAGAGGACAGAGCUCUGAACCAGUAUCCUGCAUUGUACUACCCAGAGCUAUAUAUCCUCAAAGGGGGCUACAGAGACUUCUUUCCAGAAUAUAUGGCACUGUGUGAACCACAGAGCUACUGCCCUAUGCAUCAUCAAGACCAUAAGGCUGAGCUACUGAGGUGUCGAAGCCAGAGCAAAGCACGGGAAGGAGAGCGGCAGCUGCGGGAGCAGAUUGCCUUACUGGCGAAGGAUGUGAGCCCAUGACACUGGAUCAGUGGUUUGCUGCUUAGAAGUCACCCAAAGACACUGUAGAAACCCUGAGCAGCAAGAAGUCAUAUUGUAUGUGAUGAAACCCAAGAUUGUUAAAAGAUGUCUGUGAACAAACAGGCUGCCAAGCUAAUGAAAUUCCAGGCCCGGCGGUUGGUUUUGGUGCAGCUGCUGGCUGGUGACUACGUCCCUGAGCUGGCUUUAGAAGCCUGUAGGGUUCAGUGGAGAUUUGUGUUGCUUCAGGAGGUGGUUACAUUCUCUUCCCAGUGCGUGUCUUCUCACGAGCCAGCCAGCUCUUUCUCUCCCUGAGCUUCUGCCUGUGCACGGGAGUUGUGCAUUUUUCUCUGUACUUUCUUCUUUGUUUCCCUCUCUCUCUUUUUGUUAAAUGGGAAAAUAAACACUAUAGAAUGAGAGAUUUGAUUGUGAGCCCAGUCUGCUCCUAAAAGAUCUUUAUAGAGAAGAGAUCACCAAAUUAGACCCCUUUAAACAAAGGUGUAACCAUCUUGAUUUAUAUUUGAGGGCAAGGUGCUUCUCUCUAGAUCAGUGCUUCUCAAAGUUUGGGCCCUGGACGGUAGGCAUCAUCUGAACUUUGAAAUGUAAAUUUUCCAGCCUCAACACACACUUAAUAAAACACAACCUCAGAA